Molecule: messenger RNA, 1217 nt
Organism: Syzygium oleosum
Lineage: Eukaryota; Viridiplantae; Streptophyta; Magnoliopsida; Myrtales; Myrtaceae
Product: transcription factor MYB108-like
Exons: 3
Coding region: 104-931 (275 amino acids)
Biological process (GO): regulation of DNA-templated transcription
Cellular component (GO): nucleus
Molecular function (GO): sequence-specific DNA binding; DNA-binding transcription factor activity
Source: RefSeq, a predicted model, not a curated record
UCUCAACCACUUCUCUCCAACAAUCCUCCCAAAACAUUCCAAGCUUUCAAUUUGUGUACUGACGACCGCUGUGGUCUGUCUUCGGCUUCUUCACCUGGAAAAGAUGGAGGUUCGAAGCGAGAACGAAAUGGUUACCGACGUCAAGAAAGGGCCGUGGACCGAGGAGGAAGACGCCGUGCUCCGAAGCUACGUCGAGACUCAUGGCGAAGGCCGGUGGAACUCCGUCGCUUAUUUUGCCGGCUUGAGAAGAACCGGCAAGAGCUGCAGACUAAGAUGGUUGAAUUACCUGCGACCCCAAGUCCGACGCGGAAACAUCUCUCUUGAAGAGCAGCUCAUCAUCCUCGAACUCCAUUCUCGCUGGGGCAACCGGUGGUCGAAAAUCGCGAAACAUUUGCCGGGGAGGACCGACAACGAAAUAAAGAACUAUUGGAGGACCAGAGUGCAAAAGCAAGCCAAGCAGCUGAAAUGCGACGUGAACAGCCAGCAAUUCCGGGACACGAUGCGCUACGAGUGGAUGCCCCGGUUGGCUGAGAGGAUCCGGGCCGCCGAAUCCAGGGGUCGACCCGCCUGCCUCCCUGUAACUUCUUCCAAGGAACCGAUAUUCGACAAUCGAGGGGCCCGCAUGGCUGAGCUCGAGUCGGGCUGGAAGGACCCGAGCUUCGUGCCCGAGUUGUCGUCGGGGAUUUCGUCGGACUCCUCCUCCGAAGCCCAAGUUUCUCCGGUUUCGGGACUCACUGAGUGCUACAAUUUGCCCAAUGGCUCGACGACCGGGCCCGGAAGCGGGGCUGGGUAUUCCGGUUGGGAUAUACCGGCUCAAGACGAUAUCAUGAGCAGCGAGUUACUAUUGGACGGCGGAGAUUCGUGGGAUAGCCUGUGGAAUGAAGAGAACAUAUGGUUCUUGAGACAGCAGCUCUCCGACGACCACUUCUAGAAGGAACUUGCAUAUUUCUAUUUUUUUAUUUCUAUUUUUAUUCCUUUCAUUAGGUGGGGGUGAAAAAAAAAAAGGAAGGGAAUUUGCUUACGUGACGUAGUUUGGCACUUAGUUGAGCUUGGGGAAAGAUUGAUCCAGACCAGACAUGACGUGGCAAAAGAAAAUUUUGUUGAGUCACGCUUUGCAGAUAUCCAAUGUACGAUCUUGUAUCAUGGUUUCAAAAGUCGUUUGAUGUCGAAACCGGAUGUUUAUCAUUAACUUUAUUCAACGUGACGAUAAUGCUUCA